AUGGUUUCGUCGUCCUCUCGGCGUCGGGAGGAAGCAUACGUCGAGAUGGUCAAUGAGGAGGACAAUAACCAGCAGGGGUCACCAGAAGAUCCCCGUGUCGACACGGUCCUGGUCGGCCUCUCGGGCCCGUCGUCGAGCGGCAAGACGACGCUGGCGAGACUGUUGCGCGAGAUCUUCAACCUCGAUCACGCCGCCGAGGAGGGCUGGAAGAUCAGUCUGUUCAUCCUGCACCAGGACGACUUUUACAAAACGGAUCAGGACAUUCCGACGGUCACCAUAUCAUCCAAGGAAUUCGGCACCCGCGAGCUGCAGGACUGGGACUGCAUCGACUCCCUGGACCUGCCGUUGUUCGAACACACCCUCACCCACCUCCGCAACCACGGCCAUCUCCCGCCCGAAAGCGUGUCGAAGGAGGACCAGAACAGCGUAGGCCACAGCGGCGUUUCUCCCGCCGAGGUCGACGAACACAGAGAGAAGGUCCGGGCGCGGAUAGACGAGCUGGUUCGGAAACGAGACAGCAAAGGGACGGAAUCCGGCACAGGCAAAGAAAUUCGCAUCUACAUCGUCGAGGGAUUCCUCCUCUACCCGCAGCCGUCAUCUUCUUCGACCAGUGCUUCUUCAACCUCGUCCGACUAUCCUCACUCCGCGGCGGGGUUGCACCACCUCCACCACCUCACCCACACGCUGCUCCAUCCGCUGCUGUUCCUCCCCUCGACACGCACCCAGACGCUCACCCGCCGCGCGGCGCGCUCCGGCUACGUCACGCUGGAAGGUUUCUGGGUCGAUCCGCCCGGCUACGUCGAGGACCUCGUCUGGCCCAACUACAUGCGCUACCACGGGUGGAUGUACAAGGAUGGCAAUGUGGACGGGGAUGUUUUCGACGAGGACAGCUGCGAGCGGGAAGGCGUACAGGUCUGUCCGGGCGCGGGCGGAUGGAACAUGAAGCAGGUGUUGGACUGGGGUGUCCAGAGAGUGGAAGACGUCAUCAAGGAGCGGUUGCAGGUGUAA
This is a messenger RNA of Fonsecaea erecta, 1008 nucleotides long. RefSeq lists its product as hypothetical. The record is from RefSeq and is a predicted model, not a curated record. NCBI's taxonomy places the organism in Eukaryota, Fungi, Ascomycota, Eurotiomycetes, Chaetothyriales, Herpotrichiellaceae. The coding region runs from base 1 to 1008 and encodes 335 amino acids. The transcript is spliced from 2 exons. Gene Ontology annotation, cellular component: cytoplasm.